CUACCAGAAUCUCAUCCUCUGAAGCCAUCACCAGUGUGUGGAGCCUGCCCCACACCCAUCACCUACCAAACCACGGCCUUUACCUGUGUCUUCCGCUGUUUCCCGUGCGACCCUUCUUGUGGGAGCGCCUCCUGGGCUACCCCAGAGUUUACGCAGCAUUCAGUGGCUCCAAUGGUGAAGAUGACGAGGUCCAAGACUUUCCAGGCAUAUCUGCCUUCAUGCCACAGAACCUACAGCUGCAUUCACUGCAGGGCUCAUCUUGCCAAUCACGAUGAACUCAUUUCCAAGUCCUUUCAAGGAAGCCAAGGGCGAGCAUACCUCUUCAAUUCAGUAGUUAAUGUGGGUUGCGGCCCCGCAGAGGAGCGGGUGUUACUAACAGGAUUACACGCAGUUGCAGACAUCUAUUGUGAAAACUGCAAAACCACACUGGGCUGGAAAUAUGAACAUGCUUUUGAGAGCAGCCAGAAGUAUAAAGAAGGCAAAUACAUCAUCGAACUAGCUCACAUGAUCAAGGAUAAUGGCUGGGAUUGAAUGGGAAGAGCCCAGCCAAACCAGCGUGUAAGAGAAUGCCAUCCAACAGAACAUUAUAUCCAAGAGUGAGAGAGUGACCGAACGCUUGGUUCCAUGCAUUUAGAGGCUCUGCCAUUUGGGAGCAUCUUCACACCCUUCUCCAUCUUUAUUGGUGACUGGCCUCUAAAUUUCUGUCUCUCCGUCUCUUUGCUUUUUAUCUGUUUGUGAAUUGACCCUGGCUGCUUCUCUCUAUGUUCUGGCGUUGGCUAAGAGAAUGCACCAAAUGCCUGACAGCAUUCCAUGUUUAUGAAUGUCAAAGUACAAACUGAAGUUGGCUCUUCGUUGGCAUUUUAUCAGAGGGUCUCAGUGUGGGAGGGAGACCAGAGUUUUGGGCAGGAGGAGAGAAGAAGGGGACGGGGGCAGGAGGGGAAGUAAGCAGGAACGAAACUGCUUUUCCUUUAAGUCCUGGUAACCAAGGCUUGAAACUAUGGACAGAAAUAUACCUCAUGACUGCGUUCUCUCUGAAUCUCGAACCUGCUGUUCCAGAAGCAGAGCUCCAGAUUAAGCUGGCUGAGCACAAGUCGUAACCAAAAGCCCCUUGCUAGCUAAUUCCUGAAACUGAUGUGCAAUUCCAUCUUUUGAUAGGUUGUUUCAUACUAUUCACACGGUCGCCUUUUGUGAACUUCUUGUUGUAGAGCUUGAUGGCUAUAGAGAUUCCCCAAGCUCUCUCCUUCUGCUUCUCCCUCCUCCUGUUUCAUAGCGGAUGGGCAAACCGUCCCAUCAGAGCAUGGCUACGACCUCAGCACUGCUGGGGAAACAAAAUUCUGAUCCUGGGCAACUGAGAGAGGAGGAGUCAAAUCAUGUAAUGUAGUGGGGCUGGUGCUGCAGUUUAGAAGAUAUGACAGACAUGCAAGAACACGGGCAUGUGCUAGGAAAAUAUGUAGGGGGAGAGGGCUGUAGGCAAACUCAGAAACAUAUGAUGCCAUCUUAAUUUUCCAAUCCUUACUAUGUGCCGUUAGGGCGAAUCUGUUUACCAUUGGCAAUGUUAUAGCUUGGGAUCCAGGCAUCCUAAUAUGUAAUGGUAAAAUGGCUUUAAUAGGAUCUCUAAAACUUCAGACUCCAGCCAUCAUCUCCACUCUUUGAAUCCAUCAGAGAUGUGAUGGAACAGUUAGUGGCUCUGGUGGCUGUUAAUAUCAUGUUUCACAGGUGGCUAUUUCAAGCCCUGAUGUAUCCCUCCCAACCUCGACUCCUGGUGUUUUAAAAAACCUGUUUCAUACUCUGGAAGACUGAAACUUAGCAUCCCCCAAAUGGGGUAGCCUCGGAGUUGUAGGGGGAGAAGAGGUUUCGACAUCUAACUGCAGCGGACAAGUCCUACUUUAAUUUUUGUAAAUUAAUUUUUAUGGACCAUCUUUAUGUUGUUGGUGUGGGAGAGGGGGAGAAUGUGUAUAAAAGAAGAUAGUGUACACAUAAAUGACAAUGCAAAGCUUCCUCUACAACAGUCCAGUCAGUAUCUGGUGCAGAACACAAGACUAUUUAACUGAAUUAGUAUUAUCCAUCGAGUGAAUUCUUUUUGUUUGUGGAAUUCUUUCGAAGUAGGUUAAUUCUCUGGGGGAAAUCCCUCUCAAUCCAGGGAGUGAAAAAUAAUGUGCAGGGAUUCAUAGCUCCUUAUGAAAUUGAACCUUCUGAUGAUUAGAACCUAAUGCCGCCUUUUUUUCCAAUAUUCAGGUUAGCAGAGUUGAGAGGAUUUCAAAAUCACAUUUGCUGUUCUUGGACAAGCAUCCUGUUGGGUAAACAGAUUUGAAAUGCAGAGCUCAGCUAAGUAGUAAGAGCUUUCCUUGCCAGAUGAGAGACCUGAGAAAUGGAACGUUCAGAAACAAAAAUGUUACGCAUUGAUUUGGAAGAAUCCUGUUUUGAAAGAACAAACAGGAAGGGAAAAUAAAAUCACACUUAAUAUAAAAACAAAAAAAUUGACAUUUAAAUGCAAGCAGAAUGAUGUUGUGUAAGGUACAAUCACAAAUAAGCUAUUCUCGUAGUUACAAACUGUACACAUCCUUUGUUUUGUUUUUCAUGAAGAAAUGGGAAUGCUUUCCCACUGACAAAAUGAAGAGACAAUAUUUCCAAUACCAGCCUGUCUAUUGAUGCUCUUGUGUUUACAAACUGUGUAUACUUUUAUUUCUUUGUUUUGAUUUAACUAUAUUUUUGGCAUAUUCUUUCAGGUCAUAUUGCUUCGGUAAUAAAUGCAAUUGUUUGUUUUUAGAUAAUUUGUCUUCACCUCUUUGUGUCUUUGUACAUUGUACAUAGUUCUUCAGUAUUAGAGGGAAGCAUACUGUUUGUCAGAUUUACAAUAUGUGUUGGUGCUCAUUUGAGAAA
Messenger RNA from Terrapene triunguis (Three-toed box turtle), 2880 nucleotides. RefSeq names its product yippee like 2 (gene YPEL2). The transcript is spliced from 5 exons. The record is from RefSeq and is a predicted model, not a curated record. Lineage: Eukaryota; Metazoa; Chordata; Testudines; Emydidae. The coding region runs from base 172 to 531 and encodes 119 amino acids.